This is a messenger RNA of Talaromyces proteolyticus, 861 nucleotides long. RefSeq lists its product as uncharacterized. The coding region runs from base 1 to 861 and encodes 286 amino acids. The record is from RefSeq and is a predicted model, not a curated record. NCBI's taxonomy places the organism in Eukaryota, Fungi, Ascomycota, Eurotiomycetes, Eurotiales, Trichocomaceae. Gene Ontology annotation, cellular component: nucleolus. The transcript has 2 exons. Gene Ontology annotation, biological process: maturation of SSU-rRNA from tricistronic rRNA transcript (SSU-rRNA, 5.8S rRNA, LSU-rRNA).
AUGACUUCGCAAAAGAAAAGAAAACUAUCGACGGACUCGCGCGCGAAGGAAUCCCGGGCCAGUCAACCGAGUCCCGAAAACCAGGAAUCCGCGGACAUUUUUCGAAAAUUCUUCGAGAGUCGAUUUCAGCCGCUAGACGGUGUAGUGAAGGAUUCUGCUGUUAUAGUAGCUCAGCAAGUAUCGUCAGGCGAGUCAGAUGAGGAUGAAGAUUUAGAUGAAGAUUUAGAUGGGUUUACGGACGAUGAUGAGGGUGUACCGGAGGUCAAGGUCGUUGAUUAUACAGAUGUCCGGAAGGAGGAUUCAUCCGUACUGUUAGACAAACAAACACGCAAGGCUUUACUGUCCUCUAAAGUCUCGUCAUUCGAGGCCUCGAAAACCGGCAGCAAGCGAGCCACGAAAACCAAGGAAGAAAGCGACGAAGAACCGGAUGACUUGAAAAACGACCUUGCAUUGCAAAGGCUUUUGAAGGAGUCUCAUUUACUCGAUUCAGCAUCCGACCUGAAUCCCACAGGGAAAAACCGUCACAUGGCUAUUGAUUUGCGUCUACAGGCGCUCGGAGCCAAGACGUCUAUAUACACGCAGCAGAAGAAGAUGCCCAAGUCACAGCGAAUAGGCAUUCAGGCGAAAGCAGCUAAAAGGGAAGACAUUCGUCGUCGAGAUGCUCGAGAGAAUGGUGUUAUUCUUGCUAAACCUACCGUGUCUAAACCCAAGGGCAUUGUGAAGAAAAGAGACAGGGGCGUGGGUGCUCCUGCAGUGGGGAAAUUCUCAGGAGGCACUUUGAGGCUGAGUAACCGCGAUUUGACAAGCAUCAGAGGACCUUCAUCGAAGGGCUUGAAGGGGACUAAGAGAGGUCGUCGCUAA